Messenger RNA from Rotaria sordida, 687 nucleotides. NCBI's taxonomy places the organism in Eukaryota, Metazoa, Rotifera, Eurotatoria, Philodinida, Philodinidae. The record is from the annotation of a GenBank genome assembly.
AUGUCCAUUGAAACUUUUCGUUGUUUUUUACUCGUUUUAUUUCUUAUUCUUAAUGGUUAUAUUCAAGGAGAAAAUUCAACAGAUGUAAAUACCACAUUAAUAUCUGUACCAGUAGCUGAAGCUACAACAACUAGUCCAGAGACAGAUGAGUCGACUUUAUUAUUAUGUCCCGAAGGUCAUAUUAACCCUCCAAACUGUACACAAUGUCCAUUAAAUUAUCAAAACAAAGAUAACAAAUGUUUUGAAAUAAAAAGUGAAUUAAGACCAUCAAAUAGUACAGGUCGUCGUAUUUUGUUAAUAGUGUUUAUUUGUUUAUUAUCAGUAUUUGCAAUUUUUGCUAUGGUUAUUGUUUAUAUUCAUUUAAAUCAAAAACAUCAUCAUCGUUUAACAUCCAAUCAAGGAGAUAAUUUAAAUUUAUCAACUAAUAAUACGAAUAUUAAUAAUCGUUUUAAUAAUAUAUUAAGAUCAAUUGGUUGGAUUAAUCGUAAUAAACGUAGAGGAUUUAAUUUCUUUUCAAUUUCAAAUAAUAAUCAAUCAUCUGGACAAUAUCGACAACCAGAUACAUCACGUGCAGAUUUAAAUGAAAAUCUUGAUGAAGCUUUAUUAUUCGAUGAUCCAUAUGCUGAUGGUGGACUUCAUAAUUCAUCAGCUAAUCCAUAUAAAUCAUUAACACUUGCUAUUACUUAA